GGAGGGGCAGGGCGCGCGGGCGGUGCCUCAGCCGGGUUGGCGCUGAGGGGAGAGGGCGGGGAAAGGCGGUGAACCGAUAGGGAUCGGGGAGGGGCGGGAAGGUGGCGGCCAGAGGAUGGCGGACCAGAUCCCUCUGUACCCGGUGCGCAGCGCGGCGGCCGUGGCCGCGGCCAACCGUAAACGCGCGGCCUACUUCAGCUCAGCGGGGCCCGGGCCGGGGGCCGACAGGCCCAGCAGGUACCAGCUGGAGGAUGAGUCUGCCCACUUGGAUGAAAUGCCACUGAUGAUGUCUGAAGAGGGCUUUGAGAACGACGAAAGUGAUUACCACACUUUACCACGAGCUAGGACCACGCGAAGAAAGAGAGGCCUGGAGUGGUUUGUCUGCGGGGGAUGGAAGUUCCUCUGUACCAGUUGCUGUGACUGGCUGAUUAAUAUUUGUCAAAGAAAGAGAGAAUUGAAAGCUCGUACAGUGUGGCUUGGAUGUCCGGAAAAGUGUGAAGAAAAACAUCCCAGAAAUUCUAUAAAGAAUCAGAAAUAUAAUAUAUUUACCUUUAUACCUGGGGUUUUAUAUGAACAAUUCAAGUUUUUCCUGAAUCUCUAUUUUCUGAUAGUAUCCUGCUCACAGUUUGUACCAGCACUGAAAAUAGGGUAUCUCUACACCUACUGGGCUCCUCUGGGGUUUGUCUUGGCUGUUACUAUCAUGAGAGAAGCAGUUGAUGAAUUUCGGCGUUUCCAGCGAGACAAAGAAGUGAACUCACAACUGUACAGCAAGCUUACAGUAAGAGGUAAAGUGCAAGUUAAGAGUUCAGACAUACAAGUUGGAGACCUCAUCAUAGUGGAAAAGAAUCAAAGAAUUCCAUCGGACAUGGUAUUUCUUAGGACGUCAGAAAAAGCAGGUUCGUGUUUUAUUCGAACUGAUCAACUCGAUGGUGAAACUGACUGGAAGCUGAAAGUGGCGGUGAGCUGCACACAGAGGCUGCCCGCUCUGGGGGACCUUUUUUCUAUCAACGCUUAUGUUUAUGCUCAGAAGCCACAACUGGAUAUUCAUAGUUUUGAAGGCACAUUUACGAGGGAAGACAGUGAUCCACCUGUUCAUGAAAGUCUCAGCAUAGAAAAUACAUUGUGGGCAAGCACUGUGGUUGCAUCAGGUACUGUAAUAGGUGUGGUCAUCUAUACUGGAAAAGAGACUAGAAGUGUCAUGAACACAUCAAAUCCAAAAAACAAG
Bubalus bubalis (water buffalo) is the source of this 1225-nucleotide messenger RNA. It is a transcript of the gene ATP9B, whose product is annotated as ATPase phospholipid transporting 9B (putative). Gene Ontology annotation, cellular component: endosome; plasma membrane; trans-Golgi network. Gene Ontology annotation, molecular function: ATP hydrolysis activity; ATPase-coupled intramembrane lipid carrier activity; magnesium ion binding. The record is from RefSeq and is a predicted model, not a curated record. Gene Ontology annotation, biological process: endocytosis; retrograde vesicle-mediated transport, Golgi to endoplasmic reticulum; phospholipid translocation. NCBI's taxonomy places the organism in Eukaryota, Metazoa, Chordata, Mammalia, Artiodactyla, Bovidae.